This is a messenger RNA of Gadus morhua (Atlantic cod), 5632 nucleotides long. RefSeq names its product myogenesis regulating glycosidase (gene myorg). Gene Ontology annotation, biological process: carbohydrate metabolic process; skeletal muscle fiber development. Bases 1309 to 3363 code for a protein of 684 amino acids. NCBI's taxonomy places the organism in Eukaryota, Metazoa, Chordata, Actinopteri, Gadiformes, Gadidae. The record is from RefSeq and is a predicted model, not a curated record. Gene Ontology annotation, molecular function: hydrolase activity, hydrolyzing O-glycosyl compounds. The transcript is spliced from 7 exons.
GGGGGGGGGGGUUGCCACUGACCUUCGAGUGUCAAAGUUAAAGCAGAUCGUGGAGCAGACGUGGACGGUUGGUUCUCCAGGGAACGGUGAGAAAAGAUGAGUCCUCAGCACCUCAUCAGCACAUACUCGGAGCAGUUUGUCCCCCCCGGCGGAGGGAAGCCGGCUGUACCUCGGCCGUCGUCCCCUAGCCGUAGGAACAACCCCCACCCACGGCCGGACUUCCUGGUCCCUCUGCCACUGCUCUCCAGCUCGAGGUCACCAAGGGCAUCAGUAAACGCUGUUCCUUUCGUGGGCCGACCCUUAUUCCCUCCAGUUAGAUACCUGUCCUUUCAAGAGACCAGACCUGACAUCGGUCAAACUCGCAAAUUACCACGCAUAUCUUUCAUCGGUUCAUCAGCAACUCUGCCCUCUGCUGGUGGAUUUCAGAAAAUUCAGUCGACAGCUGCUGGAAUAGACAAUCAAGCGUACACAAGCAUCAUGAGGCAAAUGUCAGCCUCCAACUCCCAGAGGAGGCUGCAAUCUACCAACUCUCCUGCGGCACAACAUAAUCACAAACCACAACCAUACUGGCGCUCCAACACGCUGGAUUCAUGUGCUGGAUACAGCUGCUUCAAUGUAGUCAAGCCCUUCCAGGCCGGGCACUUCAUCAUACACCCCGAGUUUGUAUCAGAGAACCUACGCCCUGCGAACUUCGGGAAUAUCAACAACAAAUGUCAUUAGAUAUUCUAGCUGUAUAAAAGUAUGGUUGUCUAAUAAACCCUAUGAUUUUGUGCGUGGAUAUUUUAAAUGUAUAUUUAUCAAUAUAGAGAAAAUCUGUCAGACCCUAUGCUGCCACACCCUUUCCAACGUCCCUUGCAAAAGGCAUAGAUCCCUUUGUCUCAAAAUAAAAGUCUGAAACAAUACCAACUUUAAAAAAAGUACUUAAUUUAACCCGAUCGUGGUCGAUUAAUUUUUAGAGUGUGGUCUCCUUCUGGAAUAUUUAUGUUGUUCUCAAAACAGAUGAACUACAUUUCCCAUCGUCGUGCGUCUUAAGUUGAAGCGGCUAUUUUGUGAGUCGGUGGGCGUGCACGAGGCGCGCCAGCACAGCAGAGCAUUCUUCGGGGCGGCCAGUUCUCGGAACUGUGCCAGAAGACUUCUGCGACUGCGAGAGAGGAGCUCACUGGGUAAGCAAUUAAAUAACGUUGAUAUCAGCACCAAACAAAAGACAAACUACAAAUCCCACACUGUCAAACCUCAAAGCCAUGUCGGUGUCAAGCAAAGCUGAGCUGUAGAACAACAUCUUCUGGAAACCACUGAGGACCAGAGAACAUGUAUCAGGUGGUACCUGGAGGAGCCGGGGGCACCAUCACCGAUGUGAUCCCUAAGCAGAAGCUCACCAAGGACUCUCGGCCUCUAGUGGGUGCCGGGAUCAUCGGCUUGGUGCUGGUGAUAUCAGCAGUGACUGCGUGGUGCUACUACAUCGCUUCGCUCCGCAAAGCUGAGCUGCUUAAGACUCAGCUGCUGGACCUGAACAAAGAUGGGUACAUCAUCCGAAACCAACAAGGGUCCAUUGUCUUCAGAAUGGAUUUCAGGUCAGGCACUCUGGAUUUAGAUUCUUGCUCUAAGGAGGGCGAGAUGCUGAGCUGCGACCGCACCACCGACCGGAAGCUGAACUUCUUCAUCGAGACCGUGCGUCCCAAGGAUACGGUCCAGUGCUACCGCGUGCGCUGGGAGGAACUGGCCCCUGACAUUCCCGUUGAACAUGCCAUGACCUACAAAUUUGCACACUGGUACGGUGGUGCAUUGUCUGCCAUUCAACACUGGCCUAUAGCCCUUUCUGGUCAACAGUCUCCCAAGCCAUUUGUCACCAGUGAUAUCAUCUCCCACCGGGAUGAAUUUGGUGGGAUUUUAGAGAGUUACUGGUUGUCGUCCAACGCCACGGCCAUCAAAAUCAAUAACUCUGUGCCCUUUCACCUGGGUUGGAACGAUACAGAGAGGACCAUGUACUUCCAGGCGCGGUACCACGACACUCCCUUCAAGCCGAACCCAGGUGAGGAACCCUGUGCUGAACUCAGCUACAGAGUGUGUGUGGGUCUGGACGUGACCUCCAUGCAUAAGUACAUGGUGCGCCGGUAUUUUAACAAACCAAACAAAGUGCCGGCCAAAGCCAUGUUCCGCCAUCCGCUCUGGUCCACCUGGGCGCUGCAUAAGACUGACGUAGACCAAGAGAAGCUUUUGGCUUACGCUGCAAACAUCCGCAAGUAUGGCUUCAACUGCAGUCACCUGGAGCUGGACGACCGCUACACCAGUCGCUACGGGGAGUUCCAGUUCGACCCGGUCAAGUUUCCCAACGCCUCAGCCAUGUUCCAAAAGCUGAAAACGGAUAAGUUCCUGGUGUCCCUGUGGACUCACCCCUUUGUGAACUAUGAUUCUGCCACAUUCCACACCUGUGUGGAGAGAGGGCUGUUAGUCAUGGAGCCCACGGGCGGACUGCCGGCCUUGGUCCGCUGGUGGAAUGGGAUUGGAGGCAUUUUAGACUUCACAAAUCAAGAAGCCCGGGAUUGGUUUGCCUCCCAUUUGCGUGCAUUGCGCUCAAAGUAUGGGAUCUCGUCUUUCAAAUUUGACGCCGGUGAGACUAAUUAUCUCCCCUGGAAGUUCAGCACCAGAAAUCACAUUCGGGACCCCAGCACUUUCACCAGACGCUACACCGAGAUGGCAAUCCCCUACAACGACCGGGCCGAGCUGCGUAGCGGAUACCAAUCCCAGAACAUAUCAUGCUUUUUCAGGCCCAUCGACAGGGACUCAGUGUGGGGUUACGAAAUGGGACUGAAAUCCCUCAUCCCCACGGUCCUCACUAUCAGCAUCCUCGGCUAUCAGUUCAUUCUGCCAGACAUGAUUGGCGGCAACGCCUACCGGAACCGCACCGAUGGCAACGGCGUGCUGCCCGACCGAGAGCUCUACAUCCGCUGGCUGGAGCUGUCGGCAUUCAUGCCCUCAAUGCAGUUCUCCAUUCCCCCCUGGGAGUACGACAACGAGGUGGUGGAGAUCGCUCGUAAGUACACGGCCCUCCACGAGAGCCUGGUGGCGCCCCGGGUCCUUGAGCUGGCGGGGGAGGUGCUGGACACCGGGGACCCCAUCAUACGGCCCUUGUGGUGGAUCGCCACGGGGGACGAGACAGCCUAUAAGAUUGACUCUCAGUUCCUGAUUGGGGAUGACCUCAUGGUGGCUCCGGUGCUGGAGCAGGGGAAGCAGGAAAGGGAUAUCUACCUCCCCGCCGGCCGCUGGCGGAGCUACAAGGGAGAGAGGUUUGAUAUCAAGGAGCCGCUGCAUCUCACCGACUAUCCCGUGGACCUGGAUGAAAUUGCUUACUUUCUCUGGGUUUAGCUUAUAGAGACUGGCAGGGUCUUGGGGGAAUAAGUUUAGCUAAUGCUCUGUCUGGCUGUGGAGACAAGAUUAAUCUGCUUUUCUGUUACCCUGGGAUAUUGAAUGUUCGAUUAAGUCAUUGAAUAUUUGUGGACAAUUUUUAAUUCUUAAUUGAUGCAUGGACAGCCUUCUGUCACAGGUGACACCUUAAUGGAAUUUUUCUAACUUCCCUAUUGACAAUAACACAUGUGGAUAUCUUAAGUGACCUCUCUGAAUUACAACAUUCUUUGAAUGUCAAUGUUUGUGAAUUAAUAAGGGAAUUGUUUUUGUAUGUUCGGUGAAGAUAUCAACCUGUGGGCUUUUCUUUUGUUGUUAUAGGGAUUUGCUGUGGAAAUUACUCUACCCUAAAGUAAGGGAGACUGAGAAUUUAUCUAGGCAGUGUACCAUUUAAUAUAUGGUUCUGCAAAAAAGUGACCAAUUAAUACACAGCAUUCUCAGAAGGUCUGACUAAUAACUUAUUAACUAACAUUUUCGACAGCUAACAUUGAGAGGCCCAGCCACCUGUGUGGUGCGUGAACCCAUGUGGUGCUUGUUUUAGGGAUGCUUGGUAUGUCCUUGUAUGGUCCUUGUGUUGCUGCUGUGUGUUGGAGAUGUCUAGGAAGUGAGGUGUAUAAACUAGGGAUGAGUCGGUCGCGACCGAUUCGUUCACAACAAACGAAUCCCGAAGGUGAACGACAAGAACUGGUUCCCCAAAACAAGAGAACUGGUUCUUUGAUUCUUUUUUUUUUUGACAUAAAACAAAAGACAAAUCUGAGAUUCCCUGUCAAAUGACGUAAUCUGACGUAACGAAUGAAUCGUUAUAGUGAACUGAACUGAAAGAACUGAUUCCCGGAAAAGAAUCAUUUUGCCCAUCCCUAGUAUAAACUGUAGAACAGAGGCAGACAUUCAGCAGAAUGGUGUCGCGAGACAAAUGAAAAGCAAGCCGCAAUGAAUUGUAUUGAAUUAGAUUGAAUAUGAGCAAACGUUAAAUACAUUUCUAAGAAUAUCGUUAUUUACGUAAACAUACAAAUUAUUCUAACAGAAUAAAGUCUGGUGUAUGAUUCAAAGUGCUGAAUUGAAUUCAAAUGUAUUUAACAUAUUCACCCAGGCUCAAUAAAAAACAAUUGUUAUCCUCUUUUAUUAUAGCCCUAGUUUGAAUAUAGUUUGAAUAGACACACAGUUGUGUUUUGUUGCAUGAAUACUUAAAGAAGGGAAAAUGUAAACUGUGAAAGAUGACAUAAGACAUUUUAAUGUUUGUUUUUAUUUUGACUUAAUCUUUUGUAAAUGUCAUCCAUUCAAAUAUUACUGAAAUCAAUGUCUUUAAUGUCUAAGGCAGGUAUAAUUAAAUGAGAACUGAAUUUUUCUAUGUCCCUCCAGGUCGAUUUUUGAGGACUACAAAACUUAAAUCAGAAAUUCUCAGUUUAACUGAAUAUCUUAUUUCUCUUCCUAGUUCUCUGUUGUAUCUUGUUGAUGAAGCGUCAACACUUAACCGGUCAAGUCUUAUAUUUAAACUUCCAUGCACUUAUCUUGUUGGAGAAUUGUUUGAUAGUUAUGAAGAUUGUGCAAAUAUGUGCACAGAUUUUGUUAUGAUGUUCUCAGGAAACUUCCAUGGUACCCUCAGGCUUUGCAGUGUUUUCAGUGUGUCUACAGUCUAACUGUUAUUCUUAAUAAUUAUUAAGUUAUAUCAUUAGUGUGAUAUCAUCUUGAACCUAAAGGUAGUAAGAAUGAUUUCAAGUACAAAUAUAUCUCAAAAAUACUAAUUGUCUCCCUUAAGAUAAUUCUCAUCAUGUAUCCUUUACUUAUAUUUGACUGAUUUAGAAACGAGUUUCAGUGUAUUUGUAUUCCAAGAAAGGUAUUUCUCCAGUGGUUUAGAUCUGUCUAACAGCUUGGUUAAGCAUCAGCUUAUCACGUCAUAUGCAGUGCUCUUCUCUCUGUGCCUUUGUGGUUACCACUUAUUUAUAGCUGUUGUUUCUCAGUUACUCUAGGCUGUGGCAAAUGUCCAAGACUAUUAAUGUCUCUAGCAGCCUUGCUUCAUGACAGGAUUCAGUGUCUGUAUCAUUUACUAAGUCUGUCUUAGCUCUGGCUUUUAACUUGCAUGAUGGGUUAUUCUCCUUGUCUUAACUUUUUUUUUCUUUUCCUCUGACACUAUUUGUCUGUCACAUUUUUCUCUGUAUUCAGGUAUAGUGACUCUUGACAUUUAAUGUCAAUCUUUGUUGCCUACACUAAUAAUAAAAAAAGAAAAAAAAUUCAA